Molecule: messenger RNA, 4126 nt
Organism: Lates calcarifer (barramundi perch)
Lineage: Eukaryota; Metazoa; Chordata; Actinopteri; Centropomidae
Product: 12-(S)-hydroxy-5,8,10,14-eicosatetraenoic acid receptor
Exons: 3
Coding region: 481-1503 (340 amino acids)
Biological process (GO): G protein-coupled receptor signaling pathway
Cellular component (GO): membrane
Molecular function (GO): G protein-coupled receptor activity
Source: RefSeq, a predicted model, not a curated record
CCAGUCAGAUAAAGUCCCUCUCUUUAAACCACACCUCCAGCUGACUAUAAAUUCUUCCCCUCUGAAGUAUCGGUGGCAGUCUCACACAAAAAGGCAAAACAGACACACAGAGACCGGCUGUUUUCUCUUCAAGUCAGAGCUUCUUUUUUUUCAAUGUAUGCAAUGUGUUUACAGUGCAUUUUUUCCUCAGUAUGUUUUUGGCACGGCCGGCUGAGACUUGACAGAGCUCCAGAACCACUGUAGGGCUCUCAGACAGGGGCUGCUGAAUUUGACGGAUCAGAGUCAGAAGGGGAACCGGUGCCUAAGGAGAGGCAGCUACGACCGCCUCCAAGACGAAGGAUUCGACUUUGUGAUGCCUGCCUGGAAACACCUUUAACACUCAUCCCUCCGACUGCUGUGCUGCUUUGUUAAGUAGAGCUAAUACUCUGACUGUAGCCUCUCCUACUGCAGUGGAAGUUGGUACAACUACCUUGAACUGUUAUGUCCGACAAACAAAACAUGACGAUAAAUUUGACAGCUGACCACUGCAAAGCACCCAAUGAAGUCACAUAUAAAAUCCUCUCCUGGCUGAUGAUUGGAGAGUUUGUGCUGGGUCUGCCUCUCAACUUAUCAGUCCUCUACAUCUUCAUAUUCAGAUUCAAAUUCUGGAAGAACAAAAGUAUCUUCCUCUUCAAUAUUGUGGUUGCUGAUUUCUUGCUGGUGGUGUGCCUUCCUGCGAAGGCCUAUCAUUACCAGCAUGGCCUGAGGCGCAGCGGGAAUAAUGUGGUGUGUAAGACGCUGCUCUUCAUGCUGUUUCUCAACCGAGGGGCCAGCAUCGCCUUCCUCAUCACUCUGUCCCUCGACCGCUACUUCAACGUGGUCCAUCUCGGGAGGAGAAAUUUUGUGAAAGUGCUGAAGAAAACCCCCCAGAUUUCCAUCAUCAUCUGGCUCCUCUUGCUGCCCCUCACCAUCCCCACCAUGCUGGAAACGUUCGAGUGCUGCAACAGCCACGGACGAAAAUUUGAGACGCCUCAACAUGAUGUGACAGACACCCUCAGAGAGGUCGUCUUCUUCACCCAGAUCAUCAUCCCCUUCAUCAUCCUUGUCUACUGCACCGUGCGCAUCGUCAGCCGGCUGAGGAGGAAAACGGUCGGGGAAAAGACCAAACUGAGGAGAGCUGUUUGGGUCGUCAUGUCUGUUGUCGUCGUCUUCUCCAUCUGCUUCCUGCCUUGUGCUAUAGCCAGAGCGGUGCUGCUGAGCGUCAGGCUGGCAGAGUGGCAGGAUGCCGAGAACAUCGUGGUUCAGGUCUACGACAGCCUCAUGGUUUUGUCGUUCACAGACUGCCUGCUGGAUCCGCUGGUGUACUGCUUCUGUAACUCUGGGUUUAAAGAUGUUUACGUAUCCACCUUCUGUCCAACAUUUCUUCAGAAGAGACUGCUGAGUUCUGACAGUGGAAGUGGAGCAACAACUAUAACAACAACCUCAGGAGCUAGAAAAAUUUCUCUGCCAAUUCUAGAGAAUUGACUUGUUUUUCUUAAACUGCGAUUAGAAGUUCACCAGUGAGUCUCAGCUGCAAAGGUACUGUAACCACCACCCACACAGGUGUUUUCAGGUACUGUGGCACAUCAGUGCUGAUGGUUUAAGGUCAUCAGAUGCCCUUUAAUCAGAGGGUGAACACACACAGAUGCAGUGACAGCGCCCGACAUCUGCGGGCAUCAUCAGUCACACUGCAGCAAACGCUUUAUUUAUCUGAGUCAUGCUCGCUUUGUUCAGGUCCAGAUGAAUUAGUUGUAUUUUUAUAAAUAAAAAGCUAAAAUUUAAAUGCAAUCCACAUUUUUAUUUACAUAAUAUAUUAGCAGAAGUGCAUUUGUGCUCGUUCUAUGUGUGCAUCCUUCUGAAACGCAGUAUUUAUCUUUGUAAUCCUCCACUAUAGGACAGAUUAAAGCUUUUAAUAAGCUUCUAUUGGAGCUAAAGAGACUUUUCUUUCUGCAUUUCAAUGUGAAAAACAUAUGCUCGUUGUGUUGUAUAAACCUGUGAGUCAAAUUUUAUUGCUUUUAGUUCACUGCCCCUGCCACCUGUAAUCCUGUUAUCACAUCCUGCAAAUAAAUCGCCAGACAAAGGUGCAACAAAAGCAACACAAGUAGUCAGAGGUGUGCGAUAAGAAGAAGUCAGGGAAGAAGCCCUUCAAGUCUGUGAAGAGGGCUGUUCAGACACAGUAACAGCAAAUACAAGCGUGGGCGUAUGGGGAAUUAAGGUGAAUUAACAGGGUCGUCUAUGGAAUUUAGAUCCUGUUUGACUGGUUUGAGACUCAUUUGGCUUCAUGUUAUGUGGCUGCAAAAUCAUUUAAAAGGAUACAUGCUUUUAUAGUACAAGUUACAUAUAUGAUUAAUUUCAUUAUUUACUGUAUUUAGGUAUUUGAAUGUAUGAGGACUUAUUUCAAACAUAGUCCAGCAUCAAUACAUAUUGCUGCCCCUGCAUUAACUACAAACUUACUGUGUUUGCAGAGCUCUCUUUAAUCACUCAGGAAAUUCUUUAUCUCUGUGUGUAAAGCAUCAUGUUCAUCAUCAAACCAGUCUGAUCUGUUUCCCUUGGUUGUUUACCCUCUGUGCAACAUGUUGUGAAUGCCACCAUGUUCACAUUUCACUUCUGGAGUCUGUUUCCUUCAGUGAGUCUGUAACCGAUGUGUCUCUGAUUGUCCAUGCUGUUGUCUCUUGUGUAAUCAGAGUAAAUGAUCACAUCUACAUUCUGGUGUUUAAAAGAAAUUUAAAUUAUGUUAUAAAGGCCACUACUGAAAUGUCAAACUGAAGUGGACUGCAGGAACCCUGAAGGCUUUUUAAACUUUCCUCAUUUGCUGUGUACAUUUUUCGUGAUGUUGAUCAUCAAAAUCUAAUUAUUUGUGAAACACUGAGAUGCUGAAUGAAGAUCUUUGUAUAUCACUGCUGUAAAUACACAGACUACAGGAGAUAUGGUUGAUACAACUGCACUAAAGUACUUGUAUGAUGUCCAGAUUCUGCCAGAGAGGAGUGUUGUCUUUCCUCUGCAAAACAUUAUCGCAGGAUGGAGACUACUGUUAAACACACACUGAGAAAAAACACCUUCCUCUUUUUCUAAUGGUGUAACAUUACCCCAAACAAAUACAGACAGCAAUGCCCACAUCCCUGCUGUACCCUCCUAUAUCACUGCAAUGUCUAAAUGUUGACAUUGUUGAUCUGCCUCUUUGGGCUCCAUUUUCCAGCCCUUUGCAGGAAGGUGCUACAGUUUGCUCAGGUUGUGUGUGUGCAAAAACUCCAGUUGUAUUAAAACAAAAAGUCAUCUGCAAUAGAUCAAAUACAGCAAACAGAAGCGUUCACUGUGGUCUAUCCAUUGCAUCACACUCUGAGGUCUGAGCCCUUUGUUCUGCGUUGUGUUAAAUGGGUGUUGCAACAGUCGGUGGAAGCUGUCAAGUAGAGGCUAGUAGCCUCGCAGCAGGGAUAUCACAGCAGCAGCAACAACAACAAAGAAACCAAGUAUGAAAACAAAGACAAGCAAACACUGGAGAUCAGUGUUAUUGCUCCAAGUUGCAGAGCCCUGUCUGCUUUAUGAAAGCCUGUAAUGGCUUAAUGUCUCAACCUCAGACUGAGGUUUUAGGGAAUUUAGCUCAUUGAAAAAAAUGACAAGUGAGUUUAAAACCCUGAGCCCCUGAAUCUGCUCUAAUUUGAGGUUUGAAUUUGUUGGAAAGUCUUCAUUUCAAUGCUAACAAAGUGAUUUUUGCACUAGAUGUGGUAACUGUGAGUGUGUACAGUCCAACACUGACCUGCUCCUAGAAGAGUCAGCAGUCUGCUCUGCUCCUGUAGAACCUUGUGGAUCUGCUCAAUUUGCUGCUGGACCAGCUCAUACGGAUGAUCUGGAGCCUGCAAAGAAACACACAAACUUUAAGAACUUGACCCAUAAAAGAAAACAGAGCAUGCUCCAAUGACUGUGUCAGCGCAGAGAUGCUUUCCAGGAAAUGCUGUAAUCUGAUGUUCUGCUGCUGUCUAGUGGCAAGAAGAAGAACUGAACUAAAACUCAACAUGAAUCAGUUUUGUAGAAAGUAAAUCCUUGCAUUAUUCUGUAUUUUCUGUUUAAAGUUCCCUGUCACAACAAUAAUUAAAGGACAAUUCCACCCUGA